This is a messenger RNA of Sclerotinia sclerotiorum 1980 UF-70, 1845 nucleotides long. RefSeq lists its product as hypothetical. NCBI's taxonomy places the organism in Eukaryota, Fungi, Ascomycota, Leotiomycetes, Helotiales, Sclerotiniaceae. The record is from RefSeq and is a predicted model, not a curated record. Gene Ontology annotation, biological process: water transport; glycerol transmembrane transport. The coding region runs from base 1 to 1845 and encodes 614 amino acids. Gene Ontology annotation, cellular component: plasma membrane. The transcript has 2 exons. Gene Ontology annotation, molecular function: water channel activity; glycerol channel activity.
AUGGCAGAACAUCACGAUAGAGAACAGGACGCCGGUCAAAGCACACCAGCACCUUCAGUCAGAACCGGCAGUGUUAAUACACAGAAAACCGCGAAAACUACCAGGACGAAUCGUCCAAACGCUCAAGCUCAUACCUCUAAAAGAUCACAUCAACACAAUGCACGACCGCAUGGAGGACGACUGUAUACAAAUAACACACCACCCGAGGCUCGACCGCAACAUUCCCUAGCUGGUAACGCUGGAGGACCCCAACACGAACCUCAUUAUGUCGAUAGAGAAUAUUAUGACUUUAAUCCAAAUUACCAAAAACCGAAGGACGAACCAGUAUGGGGAUUGGCGAAACCCCUUCCUCGAGUAGUCAGGCCGGGAAUGAGAAGAGGGAGAAAUACUGUGGUCGAGAACAAGCUUGCGGCAAAUGAAGAGCCUGGGGAUGCUGAGGCAAUACCACAAGUUGGGAUGAUUGACGACCAGAGAAAAGGGGAAACAAAAAAGAAAUCGAAUCGCCUGGGCAGGAAUGAAGAAGACCGAGGCUAUGGACACCAACAACAAGACCGAUGGAAGAGGAAAAGCUAUAGAUCUAAUAGACAGGAUUCGGAGAACAUGAUCUUGGAUUAUAAUGGUACCCCGCUAGCCGAGAGAGAUAAUCCUAUGGAUGAUUGGAGAUCUCCUCAUGAUGAUGGAGAGGCGGAUUUAGGUCAGCAGAAUACCAAUCGACUUUCUGAUGUUGUGGAACAUCCCUCAGGCUCAGGAUCAACUUUAGCUCAACAUGCUACGACGCAAAGUGAAGACUUUGCAGGCGAUGAGAAUGACAAGGAGCUAGAUUUGGAAAGGGGGGAUAAUUUAGAAGACGACGAAUGGUCUUUAAGCAGUGAAGAAGCGAUGCAAUAUAUCCAGGAAGAAAAAGACAACUCCAACGCUUUAGCAUCGAUUCGAAACAAGUUUCGUGAACCGUUAGCUGAAUGCUUAGCAACAAUGAUUGCAGUCCUUAUUGGUUUGGCCACCAAUCUUGCAGUUCAGACCUCGGAAGAAACUUCAGGUAAUUAUCAAUCCACAAAUUGGGCAUGGGGCUUGGGAAUCACAAUAGGUAUCUACAUUGCAGGUGGAAUAUCUGGUGCUCAUCUCAAUCCUGCCAUUUCCCUCAUGCUUUGUAUAUACCGAGGCUUCCCCAUAAGAAAAGCAUUUAUCUACGUCCUCGCGCAAAUCCUCGGAGGUUUUCUCGCCGGACUAAUUGCAUACGGCAUUUACAAAGACGCCAUUGCCACGUACGAUGCUAGCGGUGGUAUACUCGACAAUAAUCAAGUAGUUAACCUACUAUCCGGAGGCACCGGCUCCUCAUUCUACACACAACCAAAAACCUUCGCAAGCCCAUCCUCCAGUUUCUUCAACGAACUCGUCGCAACCGGCAUCCUAGCCUGCACCAUCCUCGCCCUAGGAGACGACUCCAACGCACCCCCCGGAGCAGGUAUGCACGCCCUAAUCGUCGGCCUCGUCGUCACAGUCCUAACCAUGGCAUUCGGCUACACAACAGGGGCAUGUCUGAACCCUGCACGGGAUUUCGGUCCGCGUCUCGCUACCGCCACAGUAGGCUACGGCAGCGAUGUCUUCACCGUUUCGAAUGCCUGGUGGGUGUAUGGAGCAUGGGGCGCUACGAUUUCCGGCGCGUUAAUAGGAGGAUUGUUUUAUGAUGUGGCUAUUUUUGUCGGAGGUGAGAGUCCGGUUAAUUAUCCGAGGAAGAAACGGAGACAGUUGGCGGAGAAUGCAAAGGAGAAGGCGGGGAAGGGAUGGUGGGUUUUUAAGAGGGAUGUGGAGAUGGGGUUUAAGGGGGAUUCGACGAAGGAAGGUUGA